This is a messenger RNA of Rhincodon typus (whale shark), 1955 nucleotides long. RefSeq names its product dopa decarboxylase (gene ddc). Bases 134 to 1573 code for a protein of 479 amino acids. The transcript has 14 exons. Gene Ontology annotation, biological process: serotonin biosynthetic process; catecholamine metabolic process; amino acid metabolic process. The record is from RefSeq and is a predicted model, not a curated record. Lineage: Eukaryota; Metazoa; Chordata; Chondrichthyes; Orectolobiformes; Rhincodontidae. Gene Ontology annotation, molecular function: pyridoxal phosphate binding; aromatic-L-amino-acid decarboxylase activity.
CAAAGUGCAAGUCAGCGGCAUUGUGCUCACAUGUGAGUACAGUUCAUUUCAAUCAUGCGUUAGUACAAUAUCUCAGCAGCAGUUUAUCAUUUAGAAAGUGUAAUAAUCCGGCUGUUGGAAUUGGACAAACGCCAUGGAUUUCGAAGAAUUCCGUACAAGGGGUAAACAGAUGGUAGAUUAUAUCACAGAUUACCUGAAAUUCAUCGAGCAGCGUCCCGUUUACCCGGCGGUACAGCCCGGGUACCUACGACCGCUAAUUCCGGACAGCGCACCCCAGGAACCAGACAGCUUCGAGGAUCUGAUGAAGGACGUCGAGAGAGUCAUUAUGCCCGGGGUAACCCACUGGCAAAGUCCUCAUUUUCAUGCCUAUUUUCCCGCUGCCUGCUCCUUUCCCGGUUUUCUGGGCGAUAUGUUAUCUGGUGCCAUCGGCUGUAUUGGGUUUUCCUGGGCUGCAAGCCCUGCAUGUACAGAGUUGGAAACUGUGAUGCUUGACUGGCUGGGAAAGAUGCUGAACCUGCCUGAAGAAUUUCUGGCUGUGACUGGUACUGGAGGUGGUGGAGUGAUACAGGGCACAGCCAGUGAAAGUACACUUGUGGCGCUUCUUGCUGCAAAAAAGAAGAUGAUUACACAAAUGCAAGAAAAGUAUCCUGAUCUUGAAGAAGUCUCGGUCAUUUCAAAGCUAGUGGCUUACACAUCAGAGCAGUCCCACAGUUCUGUUGAACGAGCAGGGUUAAUUGCUGGUGUCAAAAUGAGAAAAUUACCUACUGAUGAGAAGUUCAGUCUCCGUGGGGAGGCACUGAGACAAGCUUUGGAAGAAGAUAAAACCUUGGGUUUAAUCCCUUUCUAUCUUUGUGCAACACUUGGCACCACUCCCUCCUGUGCAUUUGAUAACAUUAUGGAGCUUGGACCUAUAUGCACUUCUGAAAAUAUCUGGAUGCACAUUGAUGCUGCCUAUGCUGGAAGUGCUUUUAUCUGUCCAGAGUUCAGACCUCUUUUAAAUGGAGUGGAGUUUUCAGAUUCUUUCAACUUUAAUCCUCAUAAGUGGCUUUUGGUGAACUUUGAUUGCUCUGCCAUGUGGGUGAAGAAAAGAUCAGAACUAAUUGGAGCUUUUAAAAUGGAUCCCCUUUACCUAAAACACGAUCAUCAGGACUCUGGACUCAUCACUGAUUAUAGGCAUUGGCAGAUUCCUCUUGGACGUAGAUUCCGUUCUUUGAAAAUGUGGUUUGUGUUCAGAUUAUAUGGAGUAAAAGGACUUCAAGAACAUAUUCGUAAGCAAGUGGGCCUGGCACAUGAGUUUGAGAGCUUGGUACGUCAAGAAGAACAGUUUGAGAUUGUGAAUGAUGUCAUAUUAGGGCUGGUGUGCUUCAGAUUGAAGGGCUCAAAUGAUCUUAAUGAAAAUCUCAUUAAAAGAAUAAAUGAAAUGAGAAAGAUUCACAUUGUACCGUGCCAACUUCAAGACAAGUUUGUCCUCCGUUUUGUUGUAUGUGCAACUAGAGCUGAAAGUAAACACAUCCAAUAUGCCUGGCAGAACAUAAAGGAGAUUGCAACUGAACUUCAACAAGGCCGUCAAUAGAAGUACACUUCACUGCAUCGGAUAUUUGUGCUUUUAUUUUUGUGGAUGCCCUGAAUUUUGGUGCUGGUUUUGGUGAUCAUAGAAUAAUACCCGUGCACUGUAUCAACUAUUCUAAAAUAUAUUGUGUGUAUACUCAAGUUUGAUUUUUUUAAGUGUAUUCAACAAAUGGUUUUGCAGGGUUGGUAACUUGGUUUUCAUUGAUGUAUCUUUUACCUUUAUUAUGCUAUAAUACAAUGUAUCAGUCCUUACAUCUUUAAAAAUAUUUACGGUCAAACCAAAUCUGGUCUCAUUGUACUAAAAACCUUACUAAUUGUACUCAUUGUACUAAAAACCUACUAAUCACUUAUCAUUUUAAAAAACACUUUCUAGCUGCUUAAACAAU